AUGCAGGACACCUGGGUCCUGGUCCCACUCACCUUGAUCUUUGGCCUGCUUCCCAGUCUCCAAGGAGUUAGCACCAAUGAGACUGUAAACACAUGUGGCAUCUUAAGCUGCCCCAAAGGAUUCAGAUGCUGUGGCAAUGAAUGCUGUCUGGACCGAAAGGUCUGGAAUCCUGAAAAUGCACCCUUCUGGAUCCUGUUCCUCAUCUUAUUGAUCAUGCUCCCUCUCUUGUGCAUCUGUGGCCUAGUGAAGCAGUUCUGUCCCAACUGCAGAAAACUACAGCAUGAUGUCAGGACAUCAGAUCAUCUGACACCUCAAGACCCACCCUCCAUUGCUCCUCUAGAGAGCAUUUGGGUCACAUCCUUGGAUCCCCCACCACCCUACAGUCAGGUUGUUCUGAUGCCAACUCCCAUAGAACCACCGCCUCCCUACAGCCUCAGGCCUAAGGGCCCUGCUGUCCAGAUGAGAGGGACUGGCUAUGCAACUCUCUGA
This is a messenger RNA of Arvicanthis niloticus (Nile rat), 489 nucleotides long. Its product is annotated as transmembrane protein 92-like. NCBI's taxonomy places the organism in Eukaryota, Metazoa, Chordata, Mammalia, Rodentia, Muridae. The record is from RefSeq and is a predicted model, not a curated record. Gene Ontology annotation, cellular component: nucleoplasm.